CUGGGCCAGGAGCAUGCUUCAGCCGCUGCAGUGAGGGAUGCAGGACACCCAAGUUAAUGCUGGAGCCUGCAGGGAUGCAGAUGGAGAACCGCUGGAGCUCAGAGGCUCUGGAUGCUGCAGCUCUGAGGCAGCAAAGGAGGCUGAAACAAGCUAUCCGGUUCCUCCAUAGAGACUCAGCUGAUCUGUUGCCCUUGGAUGGACUGAAGAAACUUGGAACGUCUAAACAGGGACAGCCACAUAACAUCGUCCAAAAGCGGCUGCUGCAAGCCUGUGAAAGCAUGGCACCAAACAGCGGCAGGAUGCUCCUGAGCCCUUUAAAUUCAAGAGAGGACAACAGGGAGGACGAGGACUUUGUUCACGUGUUGUGCAAAUGUUUGGGACAGGAAGUGAAAGUGCUGAUUGACACCGGCUGCAAGCAGAAUCUUAUGUCAUCACGGACUGUGGAGAGUUUAGGUUUGACCGCUUUAGUCGAGAAGAAUCGAACAGAGCUGAAUGGCUUUCCGUUUCCUCAUAACGUCUGUGUCCAAGGAUGCAUCCAGGAGCUCAGCCUGACCAUCGGACAGCUCAGAAUCAUGUCUUCUUUUCUCGUUCUGGAAAGCACUGAGCCCCUCAUGUCUCUGGGAUUAAAGACUUUGCGGUCUCUCAAGUGCGUAAUUGACACAGAGAAGCAGAUGUUGGUGUUUGGAACAGCGAUAAGGGACCGAGUGCAGUUUGCCAAAAAGCCAUUUAUUAAAAGCUCUUCUGACUUCUGAGAUGCAGGUUACUGACCUUCCUGCCUCGGCUUAAACACAGGCUGACGAAAGAAACAGAUUUAUCAAUGCAACUAGAUUCCUCCUUUUUAUCGUAAAUACUGUCAUACUUUUCUGUCUGAUUUUUUUUUGCAGGUAACUUAAUAAAAACUGCAUUUCUUCACAUAUAGAAGCUUCUGUUUACACCUCCACCACUCACACAAUAACUUCCUCCUGAAGCACUGUAGUACCUUGAAGUCAGUACCUUGUAAAAACUCUCACUUGUGUAGUAUGUUCUAUAAAAAUAGUUUCCAGAAAAGUUUAGUAGUGUUUAAAAAAUAUGACAGAACUGUGAUAUACAGCUAUAAACUACAAUACCCAACAUUCAUCACUAGUAUUGAAGAAUAUAACGCUGUUCUCCACACAGCUUCAAUGUUUGUAUUCUGUUUUUUAAUAUUUAUUGAGUCUUUUCUAGUCUGAAAUGUAUCUACAUUGAGGCCAGUGCUUUCAAUAUUUGCAGUGAUUGCAAUUGCAAGUGUUGUGUUUUAUUACAUCAAUGUUGUUAAAAUUACGGCUAAAUUAAAUCAGGAACAAUUUAACUGUUUA
This is a messenger RNA of Oryzias latipes (Japanese medaka), 1334 nucleotides long. RefSeq names its product nuclear receptor-interacting protein 3. The record is from RefSeq and is a predicted model, not a curated record. NCBI's taxonomy places the organism in Eukaryota, Metazoa, Chordata, Actinopteri, Beloniformes, Adrianichthyidae. Gene Ontology annotation, molecular function: aspartic-type endopeptidase activity. Gene Ontology annotation, biological process: proteolysis.